GUGGCCAGAGAGUGGAAGAAAAGGUGGGUGUUUCCAAUAAAGUGGCCAGUUAGUGUACAUACAAGGUGUCCAGUUUUGAGAAAUGGGUGGAAUUCCCCUUUAAGCUCCAGGCCUGGGCACAGGGUUUGUAGAAUAUGUAGAAUAAAAUUCUGAUUAAUUGAACUGCAGCGCUGCAGCCAACAGUAAUGUUCUUCUGUUCUAACCUUAUUUUUUCCUUGUUCUCGUGCAGUUAUUCCAACAGAACGCUUGUUUAUGAGGGAGACUGUGUUAGCUAUGUUGUUUUCCAGUCUGUGCUUAUUGUUGUUAGUUGUUAUUCCACUUUUUUUUUUUAAUAAUUUCUCUGUUGGUAUUUUGCCCCCGAUACACAGUUUCCUGCCAUUGUCUGUCGCAGACGGCCCCUGGCCUCCUUCGAGCGGGUCCCUCCCACCAGCCCCAAACAUACUCUCAUACUCUCUCACACGCACACAUUCUCUUUCUGUCCUUUUCCUCCUCCGCUCGCAGCCGCAGAGUUUGGGGGAUCCUGAUACCGGCCGACCGGAGAGCAGAAAGAGGGCGAAAAAGUGCCUGAAUACGCAGAAGGAUAAGACAGACAUACACUUCCACUUCCACUUUAGCUCUAUUUAUCCCUUUUUUGCCUUUUGUUGUGGACAGUUGCUUUCAGCCGAGGACAAAAAGUGACACCCUGGACGAUUGGUGCAUUGACCAUGCCCAACGGUGCGCUGUAGAACUCGUCUAACACUGGAUGUCCAUACCGUUAGCUGAUGGAAUUACAUCCACAGUCCGGAGCGUAGAGUCUGAGCCCAGAGGCAGCCAUCACUCAGCAGGGCAGAAGUGUGUAUAGUGAGCUUGUGUGUUUGUACAUCGCUGAUGGAUCUGCGCGUGGGAGAACGUCUGAUGCGUCCUGCAGGAUCAGACACGGCUCUGCUCUCACCGCUGCAGCGCCCCCUAUUGCUCAGCCCAUUCACUCCGCAGCACUGCGCACAGUACAGCCAGCACAUACGGUUUAACAUGGAGCAGCAUCUACGCGACCAAGAAGAGGAGAAGCAGCAGCUGCAGCAGAUACGACACAAGGACAAGAGCCAGCAGAGUGCGGUGGCCAGUUCGGUGGUGAAGCAGAAGUUAGCAGAGGUGAUUCUGAAGAAGAAGCAGGCGGCGCUGGAGAGAACCAGCUCGAACCCCCUCAGCACCCCGCCGGUGGCUUACAGAGAGUUAGCUCCGGACCCCAACGUUUCUCUGCAGCCCCUCCUCUCCUCCCCCCCACAAACCCUCAGUGAAGGACCUGAUGAGCCCCCUCUGAGGAGAGCAACCUCUGAACCAAACCUGAAGGUGAAGCAUAAAUUAAAGAAGCACCUGCACACCAGGAAAAGCCCACUGACCCGCAAGGAGAGCGCCCCCCCCACCAUUAAACACCGCGGACCCGACACACUGGAUUCAUCCCCCAGUAGCAGUAGUACUCCAGUGUCUGGCUGCAGUUCCCCUAAUGACAGUCUGCCUAAUGAGAACGGAGUGCUGCCCCCUGCUGGCGGUCUGACACACGAGGCUCAGAGGCUAUUACUCUCAGAUGGUUCUUUGGCUCAUUUCUCCGUCCCGGCUCCCUCCACACUCCCCACUAUCACGCUGGGGCUUCCUGCUCAUGCUAAGGUGGAGGGUGAUGUGGGCUCCCUGAAGCUGGGCCGUGUCCCCCUAGUGUCUGGUGGUUCUCAGGUUUUGCUCCCUCUUGGUGUAGAGGAGCAGAGUGCCCCCUUGCUGCAGCCCGUUCUCAUUCUGGAGCCAUCAGGCCUCGUCCACGCACCGCUGCUGGCUGUUCCAGGUUUGGGUCCAGUUCCCCUGCAGUUCAGCGCUCCUGCUGGACCCCAUAAGCCCCUCAGCCGGACGCGCUCAGAGCCGCUGCCCCAAAGCCCUCGAGCCCUGCACACACACCUGCUGCAGCAACAGCACAGCGCACAGCUUCUGGAGAGGCUCAAACAGCAGACACACCUGGGCAAGCUCAUGUCGAAGUCGAGUGAGAAGCCACGGCUCCGACAGAUUCCCUCUGAGGAUAUGGACUCUGAGGAGGUGGGACCAUCUACGAGUGACGCCCACCAGAGGGCGGAGUCACUGAGGGAGACGGAGAGUCAGGAGGAACAGCUCAACCUACAGCAGACACUCAUACUAAACCAGUCUCGUCUGUGGGAGACGCAGAAGCAGCUGCAGCAGAUGCGCAGACAGACCGCCCACAUGGAGACCCUGGCAGUUCCCAUGAUGCUCGGUGGCGUCCACAGGCCGUUGUCCCGCACGCAAUCAUCCCCCGCCUCUACUUCACACACGCUGCCCGAGAAAACAAUGCCCAUUGCCACAGCAGCCGAGCCACACAGCCAACCACGCUUCACCACGGGUCUGGUCUACGAUUCACAGAUGUUGAAGCAUCAGUGUACCUGUGGAGAUAACAGCAGUCACCCAGAGCAUGCUGGGAGAAUCCAGAGUAUCUGGUCCCGCCUGCAGGAGAGAGGCCUGAGGGGCCAGUGUGAGAGUAUUCGGGGCAGGAAGGCCACUCUGGAGGAGCUGCAGUCUGUUCAUACUGAGCGUCACGUUCUGCUGUAUGGCACAAACCCCCUCAACCGCCUCAAACUGGACAACCGCAACCUCGCAGGCAUUCUGUCCCAGAGGAUGUUCGUCAUGCUGCCGUGUGGAGGAGUUGGGGUAGAUAAUGACACCAUCUGGAAUGAGAUGCACACAUCUACAGCGUCGCGCAUGGCGGCUGGCAGCGUGACUGAGCUGGCCUUCAGAGUGGCUAAAGGAGAACUGAAGAACGGUUUUGCCGUGGUCAGACCACCAGGACAUCAUGCAGACCCCUCUAACCCCAUGGGUUUCUGCUUCUUUAACUCGGUGGCCAUCGCUGCUAAGCAGCUGCAGCAGAAGCUGAACGUCACUAAAAUCCUUAUCGUGGACUGGGAUGUUCACCAUGGCAACGGCACCCAAGAGAUUUUCUACAAUGACCCCAGCGUGCUGUACAUCUCGCUCCAUCGCUACGACAACGGCAACUUCUUCCCUGGCAGUGGAGGACCAGCAGAGGUGGGUUCUGGUGCUGGUGAGGGGUUCAAUGUGAACGUGGCGUGGACCGGAGGUCUGGAGCCCCCGAUGGGCGAUGCUGAGUACCUGGCUGCCUUCAGGACGGUGGUGAUGCCGAUUGCUCGGGAGUUUUCUCCAGAUAUGGUUCUGGUCUCAUCUGGAUUUGAUGCUGCAGAGGGACAUCCGGCACCAUUAGGAGGAUACAAAGUCACAGCCAAGUGUUUUGGGUUCCUGACCCAACAGCUGAUGGCGUUGGCAGGAGGGCGUGUGGUUCUGGCGCUGGAGGGGGGUCACGACCUCACAGCAAUCUGUGACGCGUCAGAAGCCUGCGUCAGCGCUCUUCUGGGACUGGAGGAUCCUUUCCCAGAAGAAGUUCUCCUGCAGAAGCCCAAUACUAAUGGAGUUCUGUCACUACAGAGAGUCCUGCAGAUACAGAGUCAGUACUGGUCAUGUCUGAAGCCACUGAUGGGCUCAGUGGGUUUAUCGUUCCUUGGUGCUCAGAAAGGAGACUGUGAGGAGACUGAUGCGGUGAAGGCUUUGGCUUCUCUCUCUGUGGGCGUUCUGACCAGCAAGAGCCUCCCUGAUGAGCCUAUGGAGCACGACCAGUAGGCCUUGUAGGCCCCAUGUCCACUUUCCCUCCAUCCGGCUGUCCAAUCACAGUGGAGUUCCAUGUCACAUGACUGCGAGAGUCAGCCUCUCUCGCUGCCUUAGGACCAGCAGUGCCUUCGAUGGGAGGGGCUGUGGCGACGUCACUUCCUGUUUUACUCCUAUGCUACUUCCUCCUAGGCUCUAUAUUGACCGUGUGUCAGUAGAGCAAUGUGGUUAAGCUAACCGGAAGUCUUCGGAAAAACCCGGAACUUUCUCUCCAUCCACUCCCAGAUCCGUACACUGACAUGUUAGAAGGUGACACAUUUUCACCUUUUUUUUUUCUUUUUUAACUGCAAAUCGGACCCUAAACAGGGGCAUUCCUGAGCGAUUACUCUCCGUUUUAUUCCCCUGUGCCUUGUGGAAUGGACCGAUCCACUUUUGCUGGAGAUGAGAAGCAGGAUUUGAAGACAAAACUCACUUUUGAGUCAUUUUGCUCCUUCCUCAUUCUCAUCACUGUUUUGCAUGUGAGGAAAUCCCUGGGGGGGAUUUUUUAGCGCCUGGCAACCACAAAAGUGGGUCCUCACUCUUUUUUAUCAAUGAUGUCAUUUCGUCCACGACGUUAACCACUAAAGAAGAAAAAAGAAGGAAGAUUUGGACAAAUUGUUUAUUCUUUGUUAUUGUUAUUUUUUUGCACUGUGCAUUCCAUAAUGUGAACUAUGAUACAUAGCGUUUCUUUUUGUUUUAUUAUUCCAGACCUCGGGGACAAAAAAGGUCUAAGUUAUUUACAUAACAUUAGAUCAUUUUUUUUUUCUAAAUGAAGCAAAGCAGAACUGUUUUCAGUUCAGUCACAGUCGGUGCUCAUCCGUGGCUCACCGGCUGAGUGUGUUUAAGUGUUAAACGCUGCUUUUCGUGCACACUCGGCCCAAAUGCAGCUUCAGUUCAUGCAAAAACACACACCGAGUUGCUCUGCGCUACUCUGUGACCACUGUAUAUGAGUUUUCGCUGACCAGGGGAGACUUUUAUCUCUCCGAAUAGAAAGUAAACCAGGCUGAGCAGCUUUAACCCUCAAGUUUUGCCAAAAUUGAAGUAAUUCCAUUAAUUACAUACAUUUAUUUCCUCAUUGGGUGGCUAAAUGUACAACUAAUAAGAAUGAAUUUAGAAUUAGCCCAUUUUCAUUUUCACUGUGUUCUUUUGUCCUUAUUAAAAGCCUCUGUUUCAUCACAAAGUAGCUGCACAUUUCAGAAAGACCAUAAAUAAGCAUAAAUAUGGCCAUACAUGAACAGCAAUAGCAUCUCCAUCAGAUCAUUUCCAACAGAUCAUCACAAUGGUGGCAUCAUCAUUACAGCUGACCAGUCAGUAUCCCUCUCUGUAGUCACAUAUCCAAUAUGAGUGAAAAACUAGUUUAGUCUGUUUUGGACAAUACUCCAACAACAGAUUAAAUCAGAAAACUCAGAAAUGACCAUCAAGCAUUAUUAUUCCACCAAAUAAUGAAUAUGUUUGUGAUAUUUAGACUUUACAUGAACAAAUAACAGAUUUCAGAACCUCAUAACUCACUUUUUUCUUACUUACAUUUUUCCAGCUACAUUGUAUGAAUAUUUCUUGAAAAAUAGACCAAUAGAAAUGAUCAAAAUUAUAUAUAUUUACUUUAAUUGGAGUAAAAUCAUGCUGCAUUAACCCCUUACAUGCCAGGCUUGCAUUCUUCACUUCUGUAAUUUAGGAAUACUACGUCAGUUUGCAUAAAUUAGGGUGUAAUCAACCUGCGAAUUUAAGGGGGUUAAUAUAAAAUAAGGAACAUUUAUCUUUAUACUAUAACAUUACAAUGACAGUGAUGACAUACAUACAUAUAUAUAUAUAUAUAUAUAUAUAUAUAUAUAUAUAUAUAUAUAUAUAUAUAUAUAUAUAUAUAUAUGUGUGUGUGUGUGUGUGUGUAUAUAUUAUUUUCAGUCAAAUCCUUCUGAAAUGGAUCCCCGAGCCAAAAUCAUAAGCAGCGAUGAUGAAAGCUGAUGAACUUUAAGUGUGUUUUUGAGCUCUUAAAGCAAACAUGAGGGUUAAACAUCUCAGCUUCUUCAGUCUUCUCUUCCAUUUUCUACAUUCUUUUGUCUCCAAAUCAGGAUUUCUUUGCACUUGACCAAAAAUCUGUACUUGCCUUUCAACAGGAGGUUAAAAUAUGCGCUGAACAUCACAUCCCAUACAAGUUAUCAUAAAACUAGAAAUGUCUUAACUUGUCUUUCCUUUUGCGCUGCAUGUUUUAUUCAGGAAAAGUCUAGUUUGAACCAGUUUAAACCUGUGGAUGCGGUUUUCUUUCCAUGCUCUGCACUCAGAAGUUACUUUUGAAAGCUUUGAGAGUGUUUUUUAAUGACUUGUGUUGUUUUCUGCUGGUAACCUAUGUUCCAGAUGCCACUCUUAAAGCGAUUUUUUGGGGAAAAGAAUCAAAUUCACCCCCCUUAUGCCAAAUGCUAUUGAUUAGCCAAUACAUGUUUGGGGUCUGGAGUUUUCUUCUUAAGUUGAGCACUGGAGUUACGAGGCUAAUGUAGCUAACAAGCAGUGGAUUUACAGUUAACGGCAUGCCUAAAUCACUGCUCGCCUCAAAGCGUGUGUUCAGUAACAAUAAUAGAGUCUAAUAGUCUUGAUUAUGUGGUUUCUGACACUGUAUGAUACACUGUUAUCUAGAAACAUGGACUAAAGUAUGUUAGCAUAAAGCUAAAAACAGUAGCAACCACCUGGAAAACUGAAGAUUGCUGGAACAGACACCAAACCUGUCUUGGCCAAUCAACGGCAUUUGAGAUAAGGUGGAAAAUUGUGUACAUUUGAUUUUUGCUCGCUUUGUUGUGUGUGUAAUGUUAAAAAUGCGCAUCAACCACGUCUUUUUUUAAACAGUGUUUUACGUUUCUACUGUCGUCAGUUAAUAUAAUCAUGUUGUACCGACCAGUUAGCCAGAAUUGGCACCAGUGCACUGAAUCACUCAACCAGAUACUGUAUACUCUUCGGUUUCCGAAAGCUGCGUAAUGUAUGCGUACGUGGGUGUGGCUUAACUCUGUACAGUAGCAGUGAAAUGUUUGGACCCAUCUGGCUGCAUGUUUUUCAUAAACAUUUUGAUCUAAAGACUUAAGCUUAAGUGUUUAAACUUUGUUUUGAAGACAAAUGUGAGGAGGGAAAGUGCAGAACUGCGCCAUCUGCUGGUCACGUUCAAAACAUUUGAAAUCGUCAUUCAUUUUGACGUAUACAUUUUUUUGUUAAUUAUCCAUUUGAUCAUUGAUGUGAAGUCGAAUAUAACUGAAUAUGUUUUGAACAUGUUAUAAUAUUAUUGUGUACUCUAAAUAACUGUAAAGUUCACCCCCAAUUUAAUUAACUUAGCCUAUGAUUUAAAUGCAAACAGCAGGGGGCGCACUGACCACUUUUCUUUCCUAUAUUGAAGUUGAUAAAUACACUUUCUCCAUAUAUGACUAAAAUGUGUGUAAAUUUAUUUCUAAAAUUUGAUACAAUUUGAUUUAUUAACUCUCUCACAACAACUAGCUCAGCAGCCAGAUUGGAGAAUCUAAAAUAUAUAACAACAGUAGUUUAUUUGCACUGUUAUUCUAAGGUGGAAAGUAGUAAAAAUAAGAAAAGUUCUUGAGGAACAGGGUGUCCAGCCUUGUCACUGCUACUGUAUUCACGCUGUCCUUGCGCGUCUAUCAGUAGAUUAUUGAUUUAAGCCGUCACAGUGUGAUCAGUUUUCUCGUCUCAGUGUCUGAAUGCUGUCGUUCUCUUUGACAGAUCCGCCUUUUCGGGAGAGAUGUUGAAUUUGUGUAGCUGAUAAAACGCACCAGCGCUCAUGGUGACCAAAUGUCAACAACGCUGAACCUCUAAACGCUGCGUCUAAACAAACAUACCAUAGAUGUCCACUACAGUUCACCUACACUGCCUGCGGAAGUUUGGGGACAAUUUGUCAAAAUGUUUUUAGUGUGUUUUCUGUUACUUUUCAAUAACUUGACAUAAUACUGAAAACUAAAUAGAUGUUGCCCUUUUUCUUUGCAAAAAAGCUUCAGAACUUUAGCAACAGCUGAUAAAAAUCGUACAUUGGGCCAAAAGAGCUUCCAUAUAAGACUUUAUAACAAUAGUAAUAUUAUCAUUAACAAUUAUAAUAAUAACAGGACACUAUAUUCAUAUUGAACUUUUAUGUUUAAAAUGCAGCUCAAAGUGUUUCACAAUGCAGUAAAAAAAGAACAGGCCAAAUGCAAAAAACGAAGUAAAAAUGUGUAAAAAAUAGAAUAAAAGUCCAACUCCAAAGUUAAAGUAAUGAAAGCAAUAAAAGCUUAAAAGCUGUUGAUCGUGAAAUUUAUCGUGUUGUCAGCAGCCAAUCAGAUUUAAGAAUCUAAAAUAUUUAACUUAGAUAUUUGACUAGCAUCACAUGAUGAAGACUUUGAAUAAUGAGAAACAAAUGAUGAAAAAUAGUAUUCAAUUAAUUUAACCUUAAAAUUAGCUAAAUUGCGAUGAAACAUUUACAUUUUUUCUUGCUUAAACUGAAUAGUAACGGCAUGGAUGUGAUAGUUGGAAAAAAUGUAAAUUAUUUUGAAAUCAGUUUUUAUUUUUUAAUUUACAGAAGGUCCAAAGAAAAUGCUCUCACUCCAAAUCACGUGUGGUAGCGACACUGAGUGAUUUUAUAUGGAACACGCUUUGAUGUGUUUAAAAACCAGGAUGCGGUGCAUCUUUAAAGGGCCCAUAUCCUGUAUUUUUGUUGUGGUCAACUUAUAACAUUUGUGAGGUUUUAUGUAGCCCUAAUUCAUUUCUAUCUGACUGUUUUCAGCCUCUCUUUAACCAUCAGAAUUAAACUGGCUAUUUUUCUUACUGUGCAUUUAAGGCUAAUAUAUGCAAAUGAGCUCUGUUGUGAUUUGUCGUGUAUUGUGCCUCAUUCAGAAAGCAGUCUGAGCUGAAACCCUCCUUAUAAAUUUACUGUGAGUGGGUGGGGCUGGUUUUGAAACUACAAACAACAUCAAACUCUCAUAUUUAAAAAAAAACUUGAAGGCUGUUCAUGACAUGGGCCCUUUAAAAGUCAUUCAUCUUCUGCUAAAAGUCUAGUUAUUGUACCUUGAGGAUCUCUAUAAAGUCCAAAGUCUUUCUGAUUAAUCCUAUGCUUUAAUUUCAGAUUUCCAAAGAAAGCAAAAUGUCCUCAAACUUUUGACAGCCAGUGUUUUCCCAAUUUUGGCAUUCCAGAUUUCUAGAAUAUUUUCUAUAUUCUCUUUCCUUCUUUUUGCUCUUCGCCACAUUGCCUUUUAACCAAACCACUAUGAAUAGCUGUGUGUUUGUAUGAUUUCUGUACAUAAUGUUGAAGCGUAUAUCGUCUCUGUCAGGUUGUCGUGACGACUCUGGGUUUUUAGCCUCAGCCCAGGAGAACCUGCACACUGUGUAACUGUAAUUGAUGCGAAAUGGAUGACGGGACGCGCCGUGCGUUAGCGGACGAGGCCGAAAUAGACGACCCAGACAGCCGUCUUGCUGUGUGGAGUUCAGAUGAAGUGGGUCACAAACAGAACAGUCCUCGCCAGCAGCUCAAGUGCUCAUAAAUUUGUGUUUGUAUGCAUUUCUGCGCUGAAAUGUGUCGAGAUUUAUGACAAGUAGGAUGCUAAACCAGCAAACAGGCACAAACACUUGAUCAACGUAUAGCCUUAAAGAGGAAUUCCACCAAAAUUCCUUCGUAAUUCAGAGUGCUUUGGUGUGAAAUGGUUCAGAUUUCUUUACAGUGGUGGUGAUAGGAAAAAGCAGUCGCCAUGACCACAACACAAAUAUGUACAAUUUAUUUACUAUCCAAAAGCACUAGUGAACCUACACGUGUCUUCUGAGUUUUAUAUGGAAUGUUGAUGAUUUUAACAAUGAAAUCUUCUCAAAAACUAUUGUGAAACAAGGUCUCAUCAGGCAGUGUAUUCAUAACCACCUCGUAUAUCUGUGAGGGAGGUUUUAGAGGUGGACAUCUGGUUCCUAUCGCCAUCACUGUGAACAAUUCUGACUAAGUUUGUCUAAAAUAGAGCAUUUCACUCCAAAACACUCUGAAUGACUUUUGAACCACUCAGCUAUGCUGAAAUUUAAAAAAAAUCAGUGGGAUUGCACUUCAUCUGUCCUACUUUUGCUGAAUUUGUUCUCGUACACAUAACCUUGGGGCUGGAGAACAGUGCAUGUGCACCAAAAUGUACCCAAUUUCCUUCAACACUCGUCUUACUGACGGAUUUUUACCGUUCAGGAUCUCCUAGAGAACAAAUGUUACACCUAAAGGGCUCAUGCUUUUUUUACUUAAUAAAUAGCAAACAAAUACCAAAUUUUCACGAUCUACACUCACUUUGAGGCCUGAAUUUAGCACCACUGAAGGAAAUUGGCGGACAGUUCGAACUGUAGCUAGCUUUACAUUUCUACUCACUAGAGGGCGCUGAUAUUCCUGUCACACAGUAAACAUGUUUUGGUAUAUUUUUAUGAUAGCUUUGUGCAUUUGUACUGUUUUGGUAUACCUCCUGAUGUGUUUGUACUCUUUCUUAUGCUUUUGAUGAGGCAGAAAACAGCGAAGGUGGGGUUAUAUUUUUGUGCUUUAUUAUCAGCCUGUAAGGACUAGACACUCGUCGGCCGCUGAGCCACUAAUGUCUUAAUUUUCUCCUGUAUUUUUAUCCUCUUUAAAGCUCUCCAGUGUAAAUAUUUACCCAAGACCAAAAAGAAAACUUCACCCCUGUGCCUUCAGCUCUCCACUAACUGGAUCUCAUUAACAAAGAACGACUCUUUUCCAAACCUACAUGUACUUAACGAUUACUUGUAUUUCUUAUUGGCCUUUAAUUCCUGUGUAUGUAUAGAGAAGAAUGUCUAUUUUGUACUGUCUCUCUCUUCCUAAUUAAAACGGAAAGCAUAUUGUUUGCCUGAA
This is a messenger RNA of Colossoma macropomum (tambaqui), 10507 nucleotides long. RefSeq names its product histone deacetylase 7a (gene hdac7a). The coding region runs from base 868 to 3657 and encodes 929 amino acids. Gene Ontology annotation, molecular function: histone deacetylase activity. Gene Ontology annotation, cellular component: histone deacetylase complex. Gene Ontology annotation, biological process: negative regulation of transcription by RNA polymerase II; chromatin organization. NCBI's taxonomy places the organism in Eukaryota, Metazoa, Chordata, Actinopteri, Characiformes, Serrasalmidae. The transcript has 26 exons. The record is from RefSeq and is a predicted model, not a curated record.